AUGAACCGCAAACCCUACCAAUGCCAGCGAUGUCCUAGGGCAUUUGCUAGGUUAGAGCAUUUACAGAGACACAAUCGUUCGCAUACUAAGGAGAAGCCAUAUGCCUGCGCCCAAUGUCCAAAAGCCUUUACACGCAAAGACUUGCUGGCACGACAUGACAGGCUCUCCCAUCAAGGGACUAGCUCCGUCAAUCAAAAGCCCCAUUCAUCUUCUCCAAUUUCUUCCGCCAAUUUAGCAUCAAAUGGGUUGAAUACACUGGCUUCAGCAGCAAAUCAUGCAUCAAAUCAUAGUUUAUCAUCGAGGCCUCGUGGUCAAUUUACCAACGCUCUGUCUGCACAUCAGUCCUCGAUCUUGAGCCUUUCCAAUUCAGCGACUCCAUCUGUCGGGGCACCAACCACUCCUCUUCCCGUAUCUGAUUUCGGAUACCCUCUGAGUGGAAUUACGUCGAGUUCCUACGACGAAAACGACUUCACUUCGUUCCUUGAUAGUGUCUCAUUACCUAGCCAUCCUUUCUCGCCUGCCUUUCAACCACUCCCAUUGUUUCCGUCUUUAUCCUUCAUUCCUGUCACAGACUACCAGCAAACGCCUAAUAUAGGACCGCUAACAGAAACAGCAGCGGAUUCAAUGUCAACUCCAUCUAGUUCAGUAUUGCCGCGACAUGAUGCACAAUUACCAUCCCUUCAGCCAGAAGGGUUUCAGACUCCAGCCAAAGCUCGCCAGCCCACAGGAUUUAUUCCCGUCACUGCUCAAUGCAGAGAUAAGAUUUUUCUUCUCUUAGCCAAUUAUGCCAAUGUGGUCCCAAACCCCUCUCUCCCUUCUCGACAUGCACUAUCCAGAUGCUUGACGGGAUAUAUGAUGGGAUUUCACGAUCACUACCCACUGAUACAUAAGCCAACACUAGAUGUCGAUUCAAUGACUCUCCCACUUUUCCUUUCCAUGGCUGCCUUGGGCGCACGGUACUCUCGUGAGCCAGACACCAGUAUGCAAUUAUUUCAAAUUGCCAAACCAGUCACCCUGGAACAUGUGCGGCGCGUCUUUCAGUCAGGCACAGCGCCUGAAGUAGACGCAACCAACGAUAUUGACACACUCGAAAGCAUACAAUCUCUUCUAUUUCUAAUCUCAGUCUCAUCUUGGUUCAUCAAUAAUCCACCUUACCACGAAGCUUUAUCUUUCCAAAGUCUGACUGCAGCACUUUUGCGAAAAGGAGGCUUUAAUCGCUUACCUGAGUGUGACGGGUCGUGGACCAGCUGGAUACAUCGUGAACACGUCAAGCGGACAAAGUUGAUCUUAUUCUGCUUCUUUAACAUCCAUACUAUCGUCUUCGAUCUACCCCCAGUCAUCCUAACAGAAGAAAUUUCUUUGGAGCUGCCAUGCACCGAAAGGGAAUGGCAGGCAACCGGACCCGAAAUGUGGCAAGCGGCUCGUAGUCAGAGUUCCGGGGAACCAAAGAUACAAGAUGCCCUAUCUGCACUAUUUACUCCCAACAGCGGUCUAGAGCGGUUUUCCACGCUGGGAGGAUAUGUGCUCAUCCACGCCCUGCUUCAAGAUAUAUGGCUGACCACCAAGGCUAGUCGACUCGCUCUCUUCCGGUACAACCGCCUAGGAUCAUCCAUCGCCUCGACACCAGAACUCAUGGCAGUCGAGCAAGCUCUAGAGCGAUGGUGUCAAUGCUGGGAACGCAAUCAAGAGUCGUCAAUCGACCCACUAAGCCCACACGGCCCGCUAUCCUUCACCUCAGCUGCGCUCCUCAGACUAGCAUACAUCCGACUAAACGCCGACUGCGGCUCCGCACGCCAGCUCCAAACGUGGGACCCAGUCCAGAUAGCAACAAGUCUAAAAGAUAAUCUGUCCGUCCAGCGCGGCGACCGCCUAACACGUGCAGCACUCCACUGCGCACACGCUCUCAGCACGCCCGUAAAACUGGGCAUUGGCUUCGUCGCCCACUCCCAAGCUGCACUCUGGUCAAACCAGCAUGCGCUUUGCUCGCUUGAAUGCGCCGUUCUGUUGGCUAAGUGGCUGGAAGCGGUGACUGUUGCAAAUCCAGACCCUGUGCUGACGGAGCAGGAAACUCGUUUGCGGGAUUUUGUUUUGGAGAUGGUUAUGGAGGCUUCGCCUUCGCUCUCUUUGAAGUUUUCUGAACCGGAUGGGUGUCGUGAGUGGUUGCUUGAGAAGAAUACUCGCCUUAGUGCCGCUGUGACGAGGCUUUGGGCGAGGCUUUUUACGGCGGAUUAUAUUUGGGAAAUGGUCAGUCUUAUCGGGAGGUCCUUGGAUAGUUAUGCCGAUCUGCUGGAACAAGGAGCAUGA
Messenger RNA from Penicillium taxi, 2304 nucleotides. Its product is annotated as transcription factor domain-containing protein. Gene Ontology annotation, molecular function: RNA polymerase II cis-regulatory region sequence-specific DNA binding; DNA-binding transcription factor activity, RNA polymerase II-specific; zinc ion binding. The transcript is spliced from 3 exons. NCBI's taxonomy places the organism in Eukaryota, Fungi, Ascomycota, Eurotiomycetes, Eurotiales, Aspergillaceae. Gene Ontology annotation, cellular component: chromatin. The record is from RefSeq and is a predicted model, not a curated record. The coding region runs from base 1 to 2304 and encodes 767 amino acids. Gene Ontology annotation, biological process: DNA-templated transcription; regulation of transcription by RNA polymerase II.